Molecule: messenger RNA, 738 nt
Organism: Symbiodinium pilosum
Lineage: Eukaryota; Dinophyceae; Suessiales; Symbiodiniaceae
Source: the annotation of a GenBank genome assembly
AUGGCCGCGACACGAAAAAAGGCUGCAGCGAAGAAAGGAGGAGGAAAGUACCGCGGCGUGGUGAACCCGAGGCUGCGCAAUUUCCUGCAGUCCAACGAGUACCGAGAGUUGCUGACCUUGCUCAAGAAUGCCAACGACGAGGGCGCCCUCGACGAGUUCUUAGCCAAGGCAGAGCAAUAUUGGAUGGACAUCAACAUCUUCCAGCUUGCUAUGGAGGAGCAGUCAGGUGGUAACCGCGGCGUGGUCGCGACUGUGAAGCGGGAUUGGCCAAAGAUUUGGCCAGCUCAGCUGGAGGAAAAUCGAAUGUAUGCCUUCGAUUGCUUCUCAAAGUUCUGGGGUAGACUGGAGCGAUCCAAACUUGUGGAUGAUGUCAUGGCUGAGGUCCUCCCAGAUCUGGGCAAGGACUACAAUGAAAAGCUUGAGAGCAAGGACCAGCAAAAGCUGAUGAAGAUGUCAGAUGACGAGCGCCGCGAUGAAAUCAUGAAUCGCCUGGGAACAUCACCCAUCGUGGCUCAAUAUGCUGGCUUGAGCAAGGAGGAUCCUGAAGUGAAGGCUAUUGGAUCCAAGAUGGCGCCUUUUGUGGCCAAGUUUGUUUCCAUUCUGGAGAGGAAGGUGUCCACGCAGACGGAAUCCCUUGGCCAGACAGUGGAUUUCGCGCUUGUAGCGGUUGUAGCCGUUGUUGCUUUGAUUGGCUUGAGCUUCGCUGGCAUCAUCAAGAUUCCCGAUCCUACAUGGUGA